Messenger RNA from Ahaetulla prasina, 15851 nucleotides. It is a transcript of the gene ASB5, whose product is annotated as ankyrin repeat and SOCS box containing 5. Gene Ontology annotation, biological process: protein ubiquitination; positive regulation of protein catabolic process; intracellular signal transduction. The record is from RefSeq and is a predicted model, not a curated record. Lineage: Eukaryota; Metazoa; Chordata; Lepidosauria; Squamata; Colubridae. Gene Ontology annotation, molecular function: protein binding. The transcript is spliced from 7 exons. The coding region runs from base 10008 to 10925 and encodes 305 amino acids.
GUUUAUAAAAAUACCUUGUUAAGCAUCUGUUCUCCAUACUAUCCAUGUCGAUUUUUGUUAUUUGCAUUCAUACAUUUGUUUUUUACACUCAUAAGUAUCAGUUGUCUUCAUGCAGUGUCCUGCUCCUCAUGUAUAGCAGACACUGUAAUAGGAAAGAAGUUAAAUAAAACUAAUGGAAUCUAAUAUUUCUAUUCUUUGUGUAUUAUAAAAAUAUAUUAAUUAAUUUUCUGUAUACUAAUAUUUGGCAUUAAUAAAAUUUCCAAAAUGUAAUUAAUUUCCAAAAUGUAAUUAAUUCUCUUUUCAGUUAAUAUCCAGCUCAAGUCUGACUUCUAUAUAUAGCAAGCAAUACUGUAAACUUUCAGAAUUAUUAGUAAGUGCUGAAUUUAGAAUAGCCAAUUAUUUCAUAUCAAUAAAUAGCCAAAAAGUCACCUAGAUCUAUAGGUGACUUUUUGACAGUAUCUUCUCCCAUAACUGUAUGUAGGUACUUGGAUGGGAGACUACUAGGAAAUCUCUACAUCUUGAAAAAAAAUGCCAAGGCUUUCUUAUUAUUGCCAAGUAAACUACCUGCAUGAGUCUUUGAAUUGAGAAGUCAAACUUACAGUAUAAACCAAUGGAUAUAUAUAUUUUAUUUUUGUCUGUUGUGUUAAAAUUAUCUUAUGAUUUAAAAACAUAAAUCAGAAAAUCAGAAAUAUUUUAAAUAUAUAUUAUAAUAUUCAAAGAGAUCUGGCAAGUAUAUAGCAUAAUGAUUAAAGUAGCAAGAUUAUAAUUUAUAAAAAAAAUCAAAAGCAUAAAUUUACAAAUAGGAUAAUUUAUAUGUAAUAGGAUAUAAAAUAUAGUAUAUUUAAUAUUUGUGUGAUAAUGACCCUCUAUUCCAUAUGUUUGUCUUCAUGGUGCUAAUGAAACUUAAUGCAGGUUCUUAUGAACAAGUGUUGCCUGGGAACUGGAAAACAUAUUUCUCAUUUCAAUUCAUGGCAGUGCCCAAAAACAAGAAAUUCAAAAUGACUAUUUCUAAAUACAGUAACAUUUUUAAAAGCCUGUCUAUUUAAGAAUAAUACUAAAACAUAUAUGUAGCUAUGUAACAACAUAGUGCAAGAAAUAAUACAAAAUGUAGCAAUAAUUAACAGUAUUAAAUGAGUUGGCAAAUGCUGACGUUGAGAACAUAUUCUUUUGGUAGAAUAAUAAAUAAUUUAUGAAUGUUUUACCUUUAUGAAAAGAUUCCUAAGAGAAAUAUCAAUUUGGGGAGAAAUUUUCUAUCACACAUCCCAGAUUCUACUCAUGGUUGCUCUGAAACUUUAUUUCUCCCAUUAAUAAUAUAUCAGGAGAAUAAACCUAUUUUAAUUCUCGGAAUAUUAUUUUGUACACAAUAGAUGCACAAUUGGUCCUAAAUUUUGCAAGAAUAUAUCUAUAUAUAUGCCUGUUUUAUAAUUAAUACUUCACUUUUAAAAAUACAAAUUUCUCCAUACCAUGCAAAAAUAAUUUUACGAGCCAGAAAAUAUUAUUUAUAAGGCUGUGGAAAAUUCUCAUUCAAUUUGAAAAUGCUUUAAUUUAAUGCCCGAAUUAGGUGGCAAACAUGCAGAUUAAAAACCUAUUAUUUAUUGCCAUCUAGUGGCUAUCUGGAGUUUUGCAGCCCGGAUCUGGUAGUCCUAUAUACUAAGUGCAAUUAUGUCAAUUAAAUGUAAGGAAUUUAAAUAAGUAUUAAUUGCAUAAUUGAUAGCUCAAGUGAUUCCUUAUUCCAUUUUAAAAACAGCUGAAUGCCUUAUGAUACCACUUAAACAUGAUGCGUUCAUCUGCUAAAAAAUGUGCAUACAAGCAAAAUAAAGCUUGUUCACCAUCAUUACUCUUAUACAACAAUGUGAAUGUGUGAAUUCUUGAAAAAGUAUAUUCCUAUUAAGUUUAGCUGAGAUAUGUCUCAGGUACGUCUCACAAUUCUUACAAUGAGUUUUAAUUCUAGUUUAUUAUAAACUAGUUAAUUGAGCUGGUUGAUCUCUAGAAUGACUUAAGAGAGACUGAUUAUUCCACUAUUAAAAUGAUUCAGUUGGUUGCCAGUUUGCUUUGAGGCAUAAUAUAAAUAAUUAUCUUGAAAGCCCUUAGAAGCCUCCAUCCAAAUUACCUCAGAGAGUACCUUGUUCUGCAUGAUCACUACCAUUCAUUAAGGGCUUGGGGGGAGAGCUGCUUAUAGUUGCUGUUUGACCUUCUCUGACUACUCAACCAAAAUAUUGUAAAAUGGGUUCCCAACCCCUGGGCCUUGGGCUCGUACCGGUCCUUGGCCUGUUAGGAAUCAGGCCACGCAGCUGGAAUUGAACCGCAGGCAAGCAAGCAAAACCAAAACCACACACCCCCCAGUCUGUGGAAAAAUUGUCUUCCAGAAAACUGGUCCUUGGUGACAAAAAGGUUGGGGACUGCUGCAGUAAGAGAUCUAAGAAUCUUUGCUGACCUUUAAGAAGGCCCAAAAGUUGCAUUUUGUCUAAUUAUGGAUAAUUCACUUCACACCUGAAGAUUUUUGUGAUGGGUAGGAAAAUAUUGUGUGGGCCCUAGAGUGAUCUAUUAAAAAUGUGGGAUAAAACUAAAGUAGGUUUCUUGGAGAUAAGCCUAUUUUCUAUUCCUGGAUGCAUAGGAAUUGGGGUUACAAAAAUGGUAGGUUAAUUCUCUGAUGCUUUCAGGUUCUGCUUAUUAUUUUGAAAAAUUGGCAGAGGAAAGAUCAUGCAGUUCAAACAGAACUUAUGUAGUCUAAAAUUUAAGUCAUGCACAUGUUUACUAUGUUAGACAAUAAAAAAGUGGCUUAACAAUAACAUAAAAGCUAAAAGUGAAGAACAGACCUCUCAGUUUGAUUAUUGGUGGGAAAUCUUUUGGAAAUACAUACAUCACAUAAAUGAAUUGGUCACAAGUUCAUAAAUAUAUUGAUAAUAUCACAAGUUAUAAACAAAGUAUAGUAACGUAUCAAUAAUGAAUGCAAAUGAAUCUACACAAAACUCAAUGCCCACAUACAAAUAUAAGCCGUGUUUUGUUGAACAUACUUAGUGAGAAGAAGAUACGGACUUAUGACGUUCUUUAUAUGAUAUAUAUGGAAUUCCUUGUGUGAUCCCUCAAAUCAUUUGUAAGAAUACAAUUAUUUCUAUAAAUUGCAUGCUAUUAAACUUUCUAGACAUAAAUAUUGAAUAUGGAAGUUUAUAGUUUUCUAUAUUUUUUUAAGAUUACACAUGUACUUCUAUAUUCCCAAGCUUUAUUCUCCUCUAUUUUAUUUUAUUUAUUUAUUUAUUUAUUUAUUUGAUUUCUAUACCGCCCUUCUCCCGAAGGACUCAGGGCGGUGUACAGGAAAGAAUAAAACAGACGGUACAAUAUACAAAUUUAAAAUGCAGUUAAAAAACUUAUUUUAAAAUUGGCCUGAGAAGUAAAAUAUAUAAUAAGCUAAAAAAACCCAUUUAAAAUUAAUUUAAUUUGCUCUAGUGCAAUUUUUUUCUGUUCCCUUUUUUUUAUUUACAGUUUUUUGUUCAUGUAUUGAUUUGGAAUAUAGGCAGGAAGGAAAAACAAACUCUGCUCAAGCUUUUCCCAACAAUUCCUUAUCAAGAAAAUAAAUGACAGAGGAGAUAUGCCAGAAAAGGCUUGGAAAUUAAGACUAAUUGUUGAAUUUGAUAUGUAAAGAAAAAUGUUUACUCUUCUUUAUUUUUAAAAAAAUUAGAAACUUAAAGUCUUGAUUAAAUCUAGAUAUAUAUUUUUUGUCACAGGUGCUUAGAAAUAUUAAACUAUUGAAGUAUUCUGAUAAAUAAACAGGUUUGUCCUCUCUACCAUUUUUCCCUUUUAUGGUCAUUCCCAAUUAUCUGAUCCUUCAAUUCUAGAAAUAUGUAGUGGUGUAAUCUGAAGAAUUUGGGCUCAUUCAUACAAUUAGUGGUAAUAAAUGUUUUCAUAGUGUACCAUUUAAUAAUUGCAACUGAUAAUGUCAUUCAACAACAGUUGCUUGGAGAAUGAAAAUAGUACAACAUGUUUUCUUGAUUCACAUUCCAGAAGGUUCAGAGUUCUAUUAAUAAAAACAAUAGACUCACCCAAGCUUUCUAGGUACAAUAAGCUUUGAUGGUCAUGAAAGGAAUGCCAUAGAUACUAUUCAACUCAAUAUAUGUGGUACUGAGGAUUCAGCAUAUUAUUUUUCUAAAACUAUGUGGUGAACUGUUGAGCCACUAAACUAUAAAGUAUGCAUGCUAAAUGAUGUAUGUAAACCAACUGUCUUAAGAAAUGUAUUUUGAUAAUGUCUGGAUAACUAUUCCUUCCUUUCAAUAUGGGGUUCAUUUUCAAGAACUUUGUCAACUUGGUAUUCCCAGUACUUUUGCUGCAUUUGAACCCAAACUUCUGGCAAAGUUUCCAAUUAUUAUUGUUGUUGUUGUUGUUGUUUGUUGCACAGUCAGCCAGAUGUUCAGAUUGGAUUUGGUAUUUUUGUCUACCUGUCAAGUCCUUUCCAAGGAUCUCGAAUAGGCAGAUCUUGGAUGUUUGAUAAUGUUAUAUCGUAUCAGGAUAUAAGCUGUUCCGAGUAAAGCUGCCUUUUGCAAUUGACUGGUGGUGAAUUUGUCAAUGCCCGUGGUGUCCAAAUGGUGCUCCAGAUGUUUUGGGAUUGCACCCAAGACAGCUACUACUGCCACAGUUAUUCCAUUUCUGUUUGCAAGUCUUUGUAUUUUGUUAGCUUCUCCAGUUCUUUAUCUUCUAUUUUCCUUUCUCCACAUAUUGCCAUGUCUACUAUCCAGACUUUUUUGUUUUUCUUAUCGACAGUUGUUAAAUCUGGCGUUUUAUGUGGCCGGAGCCUGUCUGUUUGAAUUCUAAAGUCCCAGAGCAAUUUAGCUUUUUCAUUUCCUAUGACUUUUUCUAUUUUAUGGUCCCACCAGUUCUUGCUUGCAGAUAAAUGAUAUUUCUUGCAGGUCUUUCAGUGUACUAUUGUGCAGAUCUUCCAGGGCAAUCUGCAUGAUGAUGAUUAACAUUAAAAACUAUAAAAGAUAUCUAAAAAGAAAUAAUGGACAAAGGAAUGUUAAUAGUAACAGAGCCACCUCACUAGUUCAUUAGUUCCCUAGGUUCACCUGGCUUGCUAAUGUAAUAAGGUUUUGAGGGACCUUUGGAAGGUCUGGGGUGAUGGUGCCAGUCUAAUACGUCCCAUGCAUGCCAGUGAUCAUCCAAAUUAUCAAGUAUUGUUGGGUCCAGCAAUGGCUUCCUGAGAAAGAGGUAGACCAAGACCUUCUUAAGAGGCAAAGGAUCAACCCUUCAUUCAAGAGUUUUCCACCACUAGAGCUUACAUGCCACCCCCCAGCUUGCUUUAACAAGUCAGGAGGGGCAUUGAUCUAAAGAGAAGAGGCUGAACUCACAGUCUUCUGUUCACUUCAUCGGGGCCUACAGGUUCAGAUAAUUUGACAAGACUUUGUCCAUUUUUUAUAGCUUUGGAGCUAUAACAAGGCUGGCAUCCAAUUGUGAGAAAAUUUGAGAAACUUUUUCUGACAGAUUCUUACACAUGGCCCUACAAAGAAUUCUGUGAGUUCCUUUAUCCAAGAGAGACUGUGUCAGCUGAAACAGGAGUAUAGGACAGCUAGCCAUCAAUGCAAUAAGGGCAGAAAAGUAAUGGCACUUCACCAUUCCUAACACUCUAGGCCCAUGAUGGCGAACGUAUGGCAUGUGUACCACAGGUGGCACGUGUAGCCAUAUCAGUGGGUACGUGAGCUCAGUUCCGGUGCACAUGUGCACGCCGGCCAGCUGAUUUUUGGGCCUUCUGGGCCCACUAGAAAUAGGGAAACAAGCUGUUUCCUGCCUCCAGAGGGCCUGGGUGGUGGUGGGGAAGGCCCGUUUUUCUCCUCAUCUGGCUCCAGAGCCUCUCUAGAAGUCUGGGGAAGUGGCAAACUGCCUUUCCCACCCUCCCCAGGCCCUCCAGAGGUCAGAAACGGCCCGUUUACCAGUGGUUGGACAGGAAGUGACUUUCUUGCUGUCUCCAGCCUCCAGAGCCUCUCUGGGACCCUGCCUUCCAUUGAGGACCUGUAUACUGCACUAAUCAAAAAGAGGACUGUGAAAAUAUUUACAGACCCCUCACAUCCUGGAUAUAAAUUGUUUCAACUCCUACCCUCAAAACAACGCUAUAGAGCACUGCACACCAGAACAACUAGACAGAAGAACAGUUCUUUCUCGAACGCCAUCACUCUGCUAAACAAAUAAUUCCCUCAACACUGUCAAACUAUUUACUAAAUCUGCACUACUAUUAAUCUUCUCAUCGUUCCCAUCACCCAUCUCCUUCCACUUAUGACUGUAACUUUGUUGCUUGUAUCCUUAUGAUUUAUACUGAUAUUGUUUCCUGAUUGCUUAUUUGUAGCCUAUGACUAUCAUUAAGUGUUGUAUCAUUAAGUGUUAAAUUUGUACCCUAUCAUUAAGUGUUGUACCUUGAUGAAGGUAUCUUUUCUUUUAUGUACACAGAGCAUAUGCACCAAGAAAAAUUCCUUGUGUGUCCAAUCACACUUGGCCAAUAAAAUUCUAUUCUAUUCUAUUCUUGUAUUGCUUCAAUUCCCUCAGUUCCUCUGUAAAUCACAAGAGGGAUCUGUUCCACAGGAGGGAAAAGGUCACAUAAGGAUCUGAUCAAAAGACGCCACUGUCCCCUCCCCCUUUCCAAGCAGCCAUUAAGGCCUUGGAUAGAUCAUGCAACAGACCAACAGGAACAACCCCAGCUCCCUCUGAAAUCCAGAUCCAUCAGUAGCUGCGGGUGGAUCAAACUAAUAUGUCUAGCUUCCCUGCAGUGGGUAGUGGCACCAGAGAAUCCCACAGUAAUCAGGAUGUGAUCUAACCAUGAAAAAAAGGACACCAAAAACUGUACAAAUGGAGUCAAGGUGGUCAGGCAGCCUAUACAGCUGUGAGGCUGAUCCCUAGAGCAUAUUGUACUACUACUCCAGUUUUAACAGUUAUCCUCCAGAUUUAUCCUUUUUCAUAUUUUUAUCCAGUGAAAUAGAAUAGGCUGCAAGAUGGUCAAUAGAUUACCUCAAAACAUUCAAAUCAAAUCAAACGUAGUUUCAAUGGUACAGUAAUGACAAUCAUAAAGCGGGUCGCCACAUAAUGGUGCCCAAUUUUAUCAUCUUUUUCGUGGUAGUUGUUAAGUGAAUACUGCUAUUGCAAAGCAAGCACUGCGUUUGUUAAGCAAACCCAUUAGCUUUUUCCUUUCCCAUCAUGGUGAGACCAAUUGCUGGCAGCAUUGGAAUGAUAACGUUAAAAUUAUAGCUAGCUGUUGUCAGUUUUAUCUUAACACUGAGAAUUUAUACAGGAUAAUUUUUGCUUUUGUUUUUUCUCUUUAGUUCUGUUUUCUUUUUUUAUUGUCUCACUUAAGAUUUUAAGUCUGAUUGUAAUGGCCACCUCUGCAUAGGCAAGUCUCUAGAAGCAAGUCUCUAUUAAAUCAGUACACACAAAUGAUUGUAUCCUAGUAUGUUCUACCUCUAGGAAGGAAGCCCGAGAGAUAUAGUUGGUGGUAUAGCUUGAAAAAACAUCUCCUUCCUUCUCCCUCAAGUAAAACAGGAAAGUGGACCUUGCUAGAUAUUUCUCUUGAGCCUUUCUGAGAGCAACAUGGUAGUGGGAAGGAAAACACAGCCCCUUCCAAGAUGGAGUGGCUGAAUAAAUUCAACCUAUUCUGGCUUCCAUAGUUAGUAAGGAGCCAAUGGGAAAGAGUGUUAAUUUAUGUUUGAUCAUUUUGGAUGUGUACAAAGCCUCUUAUGGUUCAUCUAUUCACAACUAUUUUUCCAGAAGCUCUGUCGCCAUUCUUGAGGAAGCUAGCUAUAGUCCCUUUAUGUCCUCUGCAAAUGAGACCCAUCUAUUUUAUUUUUUUUGCUGCUGUGUUUUGUAUUAAAGCACACACUAUUUUAAAUGUACCAUUUUGGUGCCAGUUUGUAUCUUGGAGUUUAUACUGUGACAAGAUGAUUAGGACAGCCUAAGACUUUCAAUCAGACAAUUAUUAUGCCAGGUUAUGCCCAGGAGAGUAUCAUCUGGCCACAUAUAUUAAAUGCUCCCUAGAUUAAAUGGGUGCCUGAGUUUAAAUUGCUGUUUAAGUUUUUUCUUUCCUUUUUUGUAUGAGAGAAAUAAGAUGAUAUUUCCCAUAUUUUAUACUUCUUGCUUUCUCCAUGUUUGGAGGCAAAAAGGGUGGCUCAGUGAAAACCCAUGGAAACAACCAUAGUUCUAUUACCCCAGGCUAUCCUUGUUGCAUGGGGCUGACUGAUCUGAUGGUAAAUUAGAUCUUUACAUUUGUCUAUUAAUGUGUAACUAAAUGUGCAGUAUAAAUGCUUUAAACAAACAAGUAAUUUGUCUCAAGCCUACAUAUAGUGCAAAUGCAUGCCACAUAUUAUUCAAAACUAAGCAUUAUGGGUGUAUUUGAGAAGAAUGGAGGGCAAGAAGUAGAUUGGAAUCUAUUAGUAGAUCUCAGAGUUAUUUAAACUAGAUUAUUCAUUAUUUCUGACUCCUGGUUGUUCUUAAUACAAUAAAAAUAAGUGUCGCCCUUAUAUGCUGUAAUAAAAAAAUAGAAGGGAGUGUUUACGAGAAAGAACUACAAAAGAAUUCUGCUAUGGAAAAUUCCUAGGCUAUGAUGCACUGCAGAGAUGCCAUAUUCCUUAAUUUUAAACAUAUGUCUGCUUUUCUUUCUUAAACACCAUACUGACCUUCGGCUCUGGCUGGUGGAAUGUAGACAUGAAUUUAACAUUUGAAGUUUGUCUACCUAUUCCAAAAACAUUUAUUCAUUUUAAAUACAUGGUAAAAAUAGAUUUUUACACUUAUUUGCAAAUGAAUCAAUUUUCUUACAAAGGGUACCAUGCUACACACACAUGUGUUUCUGCUAAGUAAGACAGAAGUGGUUGCUAAGUCAUAUAAGGUGGAGUGCAGGCAAAGAGAUCUGGUGAUUGGCUGGCUCAGGCAAAUAGAGCAUGUCAGUCCAGCAGCCUAGUUUCUGAAGCUACCUCUGCUCCUAAUUACUCUUUUACUUCACCCUCAUCUAAAGACAGUGAGCAGUUUAACAGUGAACCUGACAUUCUGUUGGGAAAUUAGAAAAUUUGGGAUUGUAGUAUACAAAUCAUUUCACUUAAUCAGAAGAGUCUCUUCUAAUGUUGGCAUUACAAAUAAGCCUAUAUCCUUUAAGUCCCUCUGGCCGUCCAGGACAAGCAUUUUAAAAUAUAUUUUAAAAUAUAUUUUAAAUACAUGUAAUAUUUGAGAUAGGUUGAAAACCAGACAAUAGUCAGAAAAUCUACAUAACAGUUGUUUCCAACACAACAAGUUCAAGGAAAAGAUAGUGGAUCCCUUCUUCUCACAAACCUACCUUCAUCCAUCCAUCCACUUACCCACCCACCCACCCAUCCAUCCACCCAUGAUGCUCAUCUCAUCAAAAGCCACUUUGGAUAGUGUACAACAAAGCUAAAACCGCAUAAAUACAAAAAUGUUUAUUAUUAAUUAUGAAUCUAUUAAAACUAUAAAAAACAGAACAAACAGAAAAAUGAUAGGUGAAGAGAUGUUAAUAAUAGUAGAGCUACAUUACAAGUUGAACACCCCCUGGGGUCCCCAGCCUUGCUGGCAUAACCAAGUGUUAAGGGACUGUUAGAAGCUCAGUAUUUGUUUACUAUAUACAAACAUGUAUUUAGAUUGGGGGGGGGUGUAAUCCCAUUUUUUCCAAAGGAUAUUUGGGAUUAGGUCUUUAUUAGGGUCAUCAUGGGACAGUGUUUCUAGCACAGCUUUGAAUAAAAAUCCAAGAGAGUCUUCCAUUUAAAUAAUGUAAACAGACCCAUGUCAUAGCUAAGCUGAUUCUUUCUUACUUUAAAAAUAGAACAUGCCAAUGCAAUCUUUUCUUUCCCUCACUCUAGCUGCCUGUUCUGUUAGUAAAUGUUGCUGAAUGGGUUUAACUGUAGUGACUGUUCUACGCGAAGCUAUUCUAAAAUAAGUACAGCCAGAAUGUCAAGGAAGAAAGAAAUUAGUUAGCAGAUUAUGAAUGUUCUGCAGGGAAUAGCAUUGAUGACACAGGUCUUGGCAGGAGUUUAAAAAAAAUGUCCACAGAUGCUGUGGUUGAGAGGAGCAGCAUUAAACAGAAUCUCUCAAAGAGAAACCUAGAAUGCACAGAAGAGCGCCCUGUGAAACGGAAGGCUAACUGGGGCAUUCUCACCAGUCAAGGCUCUUGGGCAGAUCGUUCACCCCUGCAUGAAGCAGCAAGCCAAGGGCGCCUUCUUUCUCUCAAAACAUUAAUUGCACAGGGAUACAAUGUAGAUGCUUUAACCAUUGAUCAAGUGACACCAUUGCACGAGGCAUGCCUUGGAGAUCAUGUAGGAUGUGCUCGGAUACUUCUCGAAGCAGGAGCAAAUGUGAAUGCCACAACUAUUGAUGGGAUAACACCCUUAUUUAAUGCCUGCUCAAGAGGGAGUGCAUCUUGUGUACAACUUUUAUUGGAACAUGGUGCAAAAAUUCAAUGGGAGACAUGUUUUCCUUCGCCAACUCAUGAAGCAGCCAGCAGAGGUCACAGUGAUUGUCUAGAAUUGCUGAUUUCUUGGGGCAUAGAAGUUGAUCUAGAUGUUCCUCACCUAGGAACACCUCUAUAUGUGGCUUGCUUUUCACAGCAGAAACAAUGUGUUCACAAACUUCUGCAUUCAGGGGCAAAUGUUCAAAAAGGAAAGUUUUUGGAAACUCCAUUGCAUGCAGCUGCAAGGCUACCUAAUACUGAAAUAGUAAACAUACUUCUUGAGUUUGGAGCAGAUAUAAAUGCCAAAAAUUCAGAGUUUGAACGACCCGUAGAUGUUGCUAUUUCAAGCAGCUUAGUGGAAAAAAUACUGCUACUACAUGAAGUUACUCCAUGUUCUCUUUGCCAGCUGUGCCGACUACGAAUCCGAAAUUAUAUAGGAAAGUCUAGAUUGCAUCUUGUACCACAACUUCAACUGCCAAACAUCUUGAAAAAUUUCUUACAGUACCAAUAAAAUAGUGUAUUGUAUCUCAGAACUUAAAGAAAUAUUCUACAACAUGUUACACAUGAAAAUUAUAUGAUAGGGAGAAGCCUAAACAAGCUUGCCUGCACAUUAAAAUCGUGCCAAACAAAAUUUGGAAUUUCUUGAAGUGCUACUAAAAUGAAAUAUAAAUGUGCUCAUAUUUUACAGAGCUAUACAAAUCCUUUGAAAAAAGUGUUCUGGAAUACAAGGUAAUAUGUGUGAAGGCCUUUUUUUUAAAGAUUAAAGCAACCAAAUAUUUAAGAAGCUGCUCCCAACCAUUUCCCCCUAUGCAGUGGCUAUACAUGCACACGUAUGCAGACAGAGAAAGCAGCAACUUUAUCCACAGCUACCUUAGCAAUUUAAAAAGUUGGGCUUUGUGCACUCCUUUGCAUGUUCCAAAGCAUGUUUUUGGAAGGACUUACACAGCCCUAAUAUUUUGAAUAUGUAUGUAUGUAUGUAUGUAUGUAUGUAUGUAUGUAUGUAUUUACAAUAUAGUCCUUACUGAUUAAUCACACCAUUUAAAAUUUACUUUCGUUCAGUCUAAGAUCCGUGGUGGUGCAAUGAUUAGAAUGCGGUAUCACAGGCUAACUUAAUGCUCACUCCAGGAGCUUGAUUCUAAGUAGCUCAAGGUUGACUCAGCUUUCCAUCCUUCUGAGGUCAGUAAAAUGAGGACCCAGAUUGUUGGGGACAAUAUGCUGACUCUGUAAAAUUGCUUAGAGGGGGCUGCAAAUCACUGUGAAGUGGUAUAUAUGUGCUAUUACUAUUUCCAGGAGACUGUAUAUUGCUUUGCAAAUUGUAAAUUCUUUUUGAAUCUCAUCUUUCUUUCUUAAAAGUUGGAAUGGCAGUGGAGAGAAAGAGAAAUAAAUUAAUGCUUUCAAUCCUUUCCAUAUUUCGUCUCUGUAUAAAUUCCCCAACUUGUGAUCCUAAGGUCACAAGGAACUUUCCAAGGUUUGGAUACAAUUCCAGACCAAUUUUUUUCUGAAACUGAAACUGAAACGGGAAGCAUAAUAAGAUUGGGAGUUGAUUAUACUAAUUUCAUUUAAUAAUUUAAUUGCAAGUAUAUAUACAUGUAAUCUUUGAGAUACAGCUAUAACAGAGCCUACCUAUUAUACUCUCAAGUACUUUUUUUAGAGCAAGUUUUUAUUGAUUUUUUAAUUUUCCCCCCUACACACAUACAUGAUUUAUGAACAGAGUAUUGGCCAUAUCUUAUCUUAUACAAUUCAACAUAUUCAGAUAUAUUUUACUUGGUUACAAUUUUUGUCAAAAUGUUGUUUUUCAUAAUUUUUAUUCAUUUCCUAAUAUUUUCUUGCUCAUUUCAUUAAGUCACAUCUUCUUUUGCCCUUAAGUUCUAAUUUUUCCAUUUUUAUUAGUGUUCAUUCUCUUUCAUUCUUUUUUUUUAACUAUUUCAAUUUUUAUCCUAAUAUAUUCAAAUAUAUUCGGGGUUGCCUUUCUUCCAUUUCAUCUUUUCGUUUUCACAGCAAUCCUUUCUUCUCCUUCUCACCCCUUUCCCUCCCUCCUUUCCCUACUUUUUCCUCUCGUCUCCUACUCUUUCUCUACUUCCCCUUCCUUUCUCCCCCUUCUCCCUACUUCCUCCCUAUUGAACCUUCUCUCCUACUCUUAUUUCCCCUACCUUUCCUCCUCUCCUCUUCCCUUUCUUCUUUCUCUCUCCCUCCUUCUCCCUUUCCAUCUCUCUCCUUCUUAUCUCUCUCCAUUGCUGUCUUUGUUUUCAUUUCAAUGUUUCUGGUGUCCAGACAACCCAGAUUUUUUCAUUUAUUAUUCAUAUUUCUCAAACCUCCCCACCUAUAUUUUAAUUAUUAACGGUCUUCAUCUUAUUCCAUUUAUAUCUUACAAUCAGUUUAUGCAACCUUCCACCUCUUAUUUUCUUAGAGUUUUUGUUCAUAAUUCAAUACUUAUUUUCUUCCAAUAGCGUACAUCAUUUACUAACAUUUCAAUUUUAUUCCCUUUUACAUCUUAAUUUCAAUCAUUUUCAUUUAUAAACCAUAUUACCUUUCACAUUUCAUCUGCUAGAUUUUCCGUUCUUUUAUAUAUUUAAAAUUUAUUUCCUUACCAUCAACUAUAAUUCUCUCUCAUUCCAUACAUUCUCAGACAAAAACAGAAAAAGAAAACAUAUAUCCCAUAUCUUUCGCAUUUAAUUUACUUCUCCUCUUUUUCUAAUUUCCUUCAUUCACUUCAUUUCAACCUUUUUUACUACCUUUUUACAAUAAUCUAUAUAUUUCUUCUAAUUUCCAUUAUUCAAAAAAAAAAAAUUCUACCACUAUUUUAAUUUCUUUUCUACUGUUCAUUUUUCUCCUUUUAACCAUUUUCUUUCAGUCUCUCCCAAAUCCCAUCUCUUAAUAUUUUUCUCCCUUUCUCCUGUUCUUUUAUCUUCUUCUUUCUCUCUUUCUUGCAUCCUCUUUUCCACCUCCUUUCUCUGACUUUUACUCUUUUAAUUUUCCCCCUCAAUUUUUCUCUAUUUCCUCCUCUUCUCUUUGUUCUGUCACUGCUAAUCACAGUGUAAUCAUCUGUUUUUUUCACUGUUUUAAUUUUCCCCAAUAUUUUCUUCUUUUCUUUUUUCCCUUUCUUUUUUAAAAUAUCUUUCCUUCUCUCCAUUUUUAUUCUUUCUCUAUCAAACCCAAUAUGAUCAUCUAUAUUAUCCUCGCUUGUUUCUUUUUCAACAUUAUAUUUUUUUUCUUCUUGUUUCCUCAUAAUUUCCUCAUAAUUUCUUUUUUUAUUUUUAAGCCACAGUUCUGCUUGUUUGUUCCCAUUAAAGGAUUCUCACACCAUUUGAAGCAUCUCUCAUAAUUCCUCCCAGUUCUCCAUGUUUUGAUAUGAGGAUAAAAACUUUUUAGAUUUAUUUAUCUUAACUUACAUGUAGUCCAAAUUCAAGUCCAAAAUAUUGUCUCUCUUUUUUCUCUCUCCCUUUUUUUUAUUUCCAAAUGGAAGCCAGUUCAAAUGUUUUUUUCCCAAUCUUGAUCUUUACCACAAUUGUUCAAACAAGUACUCCUUCAGUGUUUCUCCUCCCCUUAGUCUAAACAAUGCAAUGUUAUCUUUUUUCAUCUCCAGCAAUGAAUCUCUCCAAUCCACAACUCCCAGCAACAAUAUGUCACUCGUUAAUCCACAAAAGCAGUUUCUUUUUCUUCCUCUAUUAAAUCCUUUUGUUAGCAAAAGAUGCUUUUUCUCAGUCUUCUUUUCCUUCCAACAUUUACAUUUUCUUCCAAAACCAAUUUUAAAUCCAGAUGGAACAUUGUUUCUUUUAGUGCUUUUGUCUUAUAGAUCCUCUUUGUUGUUUGUUUCCUCUCACUUUAAGUUUCCGCAUGUCAAUUAGUCACUAACUUCAAGCUGGAAAAUUUUUGAGCUUUAAAAGUUUUCUUCUUACCUGCGAGUUGGCCAAUCACUCGCCCGGUAACUAUACUCUGUCCUGAUCUCGCCUCCUGCUCAAACUUCUUGUGUUGCCACCCCGACUUUGGCACCUUCUAAUGGCUGCCUUUCCUGUCGUUGGGUCAAAGACUGGAUGCUGGUGCUGCAGUGAAUUCACAACUUCCCUGUUCGUCCUGGCCAGUGUCUUCUUUCUUCGCUGUCCCUCCAGGACAGCUAUGGUUCAUUGAGAACCCCCCAAACGGCAGGAAUUUCAGUGCUCAUCCCAGAUUUCCCUGGAUUCGCGUUGUCCCGUCGCGACACUGCCCAUGACUCCUUACACUCCCAAGUGUUGAUGGCCAUUAAGUGAGAUAGCCUUGCUUAACAACCCUCAUCCCCUGCCCUCCCCGAUGUGACCAUUAAAUCAACACCUGGGUUGUUAAGCAGAGGUGGGGGGGACCUUUGGAGGCUUAGCAUAUGCCCAGGCCUGCCUACCCUGGACCUCCCAAAGCCUCCCACCCACACCCUCAAGACAUCUUGUGCUCUACUUGCUGUCCCCUGAAGAACUCCAUGUUUCUCAUGUUGGGGAAAGAGGGUGGGCCAUGCAUCCCAGAAGUGGCCAUCAUUUUCUCCAUUGCUUUCACAAAGCCAUGGGCAAGGGACAAACUACUCCAUUUUGUUUCUUAAUGUGAUCUGCACAGCCUGAUAUCUGAAGAUCUUCAAAAGCUAAGUGUGCAAUGGAUGAUGGGUUUGUGAAGAAUAGGCCCAAGGCCCAUGUGGUCCCAGUGAGGUGGGAUGGGGGAGAGAGUCAGGGGUGGGCACUGCAAUAUCCCUGAGAUUGGGCGUAAGGGUGAGUGACCACAGGGGCUGCAAUGGCCAUAACUUCUAAACGGGGUCAUAACUUUUGGAGGAGGGGAUCUGUCAUAACUUUGAACAGCCAUUAAGAUGCAUAUCUAGAAGGCUACCUUUAAAUUUAAAAUCAGAUAAUUCAGUUUUUGUCCUAGGUGUGCCCAUUUUCUGCUAUAUGCCCCAAUAUUUGGCCUAAUAAAAAUCAUUAUUCUCUGUAAGAAUUACUUUAGUUGAAAAAGAUUCACUUACUUCAUUUGUAAAGAAAUAAUACGCAGCUCUUAGUAGCAGGUUGUCUAUUUAAUAUUGCUGUUCCCAUAGAAGCUACUUACUUCUAUGUUCCUACUGCAGUUGAAAGAAUGAGAGAUUAACUGCUUUUUAGUGGAUUUUUGGUAUUUUAAGAGCUAGAAUGGAAUGAUCCUACAAUGUAUUCCUUUAAAAAUUUCAUGAAAUGCUAUGUAAGUAAUAACAUGAGGAGUAGGGGAGAGUGUCUAUAACUUGUAAAUUUUGCAUAAAAUCUAUUGUUUAGUUUAAUUAUUGUUUGAUAUAUUCUGAGUAAAGAUGAAUGCCUUUCUAUGUGUUAAGUACAUUUUCUUUUUUUCUUUCUCUAAAAUUGAUAUGCAUAUAUAAAACUUGAAAGAUGGUUAAACAAAUAAGUGUAAUUUUAUUUUCAGACUUCUCUGGAAUACAUACUUUAUGAAGACCUACUAUUAUAAA